AUGUCAACCGACCCUACGGAUGUCGCCCGAAUCAACGGAAUCACUGAUUCCGCCGGAAUCUUGCCACUAAACGAAGAGCUAAUUAUUCGGGUUGCAUGUUCUUGUUCUGGUAAGUACUAUCGAGCUAACACAUCUUUUGUUAUUCCAAUUAACACCAACUAUUUCACUAUCGCAAAUUUCACAUUCCAAGGUUUAACCACAUGUGAUUCCCUCCAAAAGAACAAUAUUUAUAAAGAAAAUGAUUUACAAGUUGGUGGCAAGAUUCGUGUCCCACUUAGAUGUGCGUGUCCUAAAGUUAAUCAAACCAUGUCGGGAAUCAGAUUUGAUUUUUCCGUUUACUACCCUUCUUGUUCCUCUGUGUCUACCGAACCUUUAAGUUCUCAAACAAGAACAUUCUAUCGGAAUCGGAAUCGAAAUCAGAAUCCAAAGUUGUCAAAGAAAGGAAUCAUUAUCGGGAUGAUAUCAGGUGGUUGCUUGGCCAUUCUUUGUGGUGUUUUUGUGAUAUGCUUAGUAUCGAAAAGGAAAAGAGCGAAUAAGGGUAAAAUCGUAAAAUUGGAGUUGCCUAAAGAUAUCCAACUUGGUAUUGCUAGUGUUGAUCAAGUUCUCAAAAUCUACAAAUUUGAAGAAUUAGAGGAGGCCACGGACGGAUAUACCCUCGAAAAGAGAUUAAGUGCUUCGGUUUAUAAAGGAAGUAUAAAGGGUAGAAAAGUUGUGAUUAAACAAACGGAGACACACGCGAAUAAAGAGGUGAAAAUUCUCCAAAAAAUUAAUCAUUUCAAUCUUAUUGGUCUUUACGGAGUUUGUGAACACGAUAAAUCUUGUUAUCUUGUUUACGAAUUCAUGGAAAACAGUUCAUUAAACGAAUGGCUUCGAGAUUUGACUUGUCAAGAAAGUCAAACAUGGAAUAAUCGUAUUCGUAUUGCUUUAGAUGUUGCUAAAGGUCUUCAAUAUCUACAUAAUUUUGCGAAUCCAACAUACGUUCAUAAAUAUAUAAACAGUAGCAAUAUUCUAUUAACUAAGGAUCUACGCGCCAAGAUUUCAAAAUUUGGUCUUACAAAGUCAACACAGAAGGGCGAAAAUGUAAAUUCAUCCAUAAAAUCUCGUUCAGAGUCAAAGGGGUACCUCGCACCGGAGUAUUUAGAGGCAGGAUUUGUGACAACGAAGACCGAUGUGUAUGCAUUUGGAGUUGUUUUGUUAGAAUUGAUAACGGGGAAAAAAGCUGUUUAUGAGAAUGAUGAUGAUGGGGGACAAGUGAUGUUGUGUGAAGAAGUUGUAUCGAUUAUGGGUGAUGGAAAUAAUGCGAAAAGUAUGGUUAAUUACAUUAUUGACCCUCGGUUGAAAGUUAGACAUGCGCUCGGGUUUGUUAUAGAUCAAGAUGAACUUGCACUGUGUUUGGUGAAACUGAGUAUUGGUUGUUUGGAAAGUGAACCAUCGAGAAGAUUAAGUAUGAACGAGAUUGUUUCUACUCUUAUGAUGAUUCAAAUGGAUCCACAAAGCUUGGGUGCCAUGUUUUUGGUGUAG
Lactuca saligna is the source of this 1521-nucleotide messenger RNA. The record is from the annotation of a GenBank genome assembly. NCBI's taxonomy places the organism in Eukaryota, Viridiplantae, Streptophyta, Magnoliopsida, Asterales, Asteraceae.